Molecule: messenger RNA, 2690 nt
Organism: Panthera uncia (snow leopard)
Lineage: Eukaryota; Metazoa; Chordata; Mammalia; Carnivora; Felidae
Gene: ARHGAP22
Product: Rho GTPase activating protein 22
Exons: 10
Coding region: 513-2687 (724 amino acids)
Biological process (GO): activation of GTPase activity; signal transduction
Cellular component (GO): focal adhesion
Molecular function (GO): GTPase activator activity
Source: RefSeq, a predicted model, not a curated record
CUCCUCUCCCCUCCGCCAGCGCGCGCGCUGGACUGGCCCUCCCCGCUCAGUGGGCGGAUCUGUCGGGAGCCAUCCGACCCGCCCGAGGCUGGGCCCCGGCUGUACCGCCCUCCAGCUCGCGGACGCGCCCCGCCCGUCCGCCCGCGGGGAGCCCAGCCCCACGCGCCGGCUCCGGGAUGAGCAGUGCCGCGUGCGCCCCGGGGCCGAGGGACAGCCAGGCCGCCCCGCCCUGGCCCCGAGAGUGAUCAGCAGCCGUUACCGAGCCUUUUCAUGGUUCGCUUGGAUGGGAAUUAAUUCUGGGAUGGAUAAAUAAUGCAUUGAGGUUCGCGUAGUCCAAGGCAAGCCUUCGGUCGGGAGCAAAGGAGAGGGAGCCAAGGGAGUCUCGCCGGUAAAGCCAAGCAGCCAUGGGGGCCCGAGCGGGGCAGGAGGGGCAACUGGGCAAGAGGAAGAGAAAAGGGAAGUGGAUGACAGCAUGAUCGGCACAAGGACGCUGGCCUGGCGGCUUCUGAAAUAUGCUGAGCCCAAAGAUCAGGCAAGCCAGGAGGGCCCGCUCCAAAAGCCUGGUGAUGGGGGAGCAGAGCCGGAGCCCUGGGCGGCCGCCAUGCCCCCACAGGCUGGGUCCCAUACUGAAGGAGGGCUGGCUGAAGAAGCAGAGGAGCAUCAUGAAGAACUGGCAGCCGCGCUGGUUCGUGCUGCGUGGGGAUCAGCUUUUCUACUACAAGGACAAAGAUGAGACCAAGCCCCAGGGAUUUAUUUCUCUACAAGGGACCCGGGUGACUGAACUCCUUCCUGGCCCCGAGGACGCAGGGAAGCACCUCUUUGAGAUCAGCCCAGGUGGUACCGGGGAGCGGGAGAAGGUUCCGGCCAACCCCGAGGCGCUCCUGCUCAUGGCCAGCUCCCAACGUGACAUGGAGGACUGGGUGCAGGCCAUCCGCCGGGUCAUCUGGGCCCCACUGGGCGGAGGUACUGCCCGUAGAUCGCAUGCUCACCCUCUAGAACCCUUGCCUUCAGGAAUUUUUGGGCAGCGCCUGGAGGACACGGUCCACCACGAGCGGAAGUAUGGCCCCCGCCUGGCCCCGCUGCUGGUGGAGCAGUGCGUGGACUUCAUCCGGGAGCGUGGGCUCACUGAGGAGGGGCUCUUCCGCAUGCCGGGCCAGGCCAACCUGGUGAGGGACCUCCAGGAUUCCUUCGACUGUGGGGAGAAGCCACUGUUUGACAGCACAACAGACGUGCACACGGUGGCCUCCCUGUUGAAGCUGUACCUGCGGGAGCUCCCCGAGCCUGUGGUCCCCUUCGCCAGGUACGAGGACUUCCUCAGCUGUGCCCAGCUGCUCACCAAGGACGAGGGGGAGGGGACUCUGGAGUUGGCUAAACAAGUGAGCAGCCUUCCCCUGGCCAAUUACAACCUGCUCAGAUAUAUCUGCAAGUUUCUGGAUGAAGUUCAGUCCCACUCCAAUGUUAACAAGAUGAGUGUCCAGAACCUGGCGACCGUUUUUGGACCUAACAUACUCCGGCCACAGCUGGAAGACCCGGUAACCAUCAUGGAAGGCACGUCCCUGGUCCAGCACCUGAUGACUGUCCUGAUCCGCAAACACAGCCAACUCUUCACCUCGAGGGCCGAGGAGGGGCCGGCCUCCCCCCGGGGGGGCCCACCGUGUACAGUGGGGUGGGGCUCCGAGGAGAUCCCAAGGGACGGCCAGCCAGAGCCCGGCAGCCCCGGCACCCCCGGCCUGCCAUCACACAGGACCUCUUCUCUGGACGGGGCCACUGUGGCGGCGCUGUCUAGAACCUCCCCCGUGGGUCCGGGUGGCCGAGGCAGCCCCACCACUGCCGCCAGCCCCGGGAAGAAGGUGCAGACUCUGCCCAACUGGAAAUCUUCCUUCUGGCAGCCGGGGGCCCGGUCAGGGAGCCCGAAGGUGGGCAGCUCCUCCCUGGAGGUGCCCAUCAUCUCCUCCGGAGGGAACUGGCUCAUGAACGGGCUGUCCUCCCUGCGUGGCCACCGCCGGGCCUCCUCGGGAGAACGGCUCAAGGACUCUGGCUCUGCGCAGAGACUCUCCACCUACGACAACGUGCCCCCGCCCAGCGGCCUCUUUCCCAGCACUCCCAGUGUGGCCAGCACGGCAUGGUCGGGGGCCUCCUCCUGCGAGGCGUCGGCGGGGGGCUCGCUCAGCAGCUGCACAGCCUGCCGGGCCAGCGACUCGUCCGCCUGCAGCUCCCUGCCCACCGAGGGGGGCCUCGAACCCUCCCCUUUCCCCAGCAGCAGCGAGGACCGCAGAUCCCCGGACCUGGGCCGUGGCCCGGACGAGGUGGGCACCUGCAUCAGCAGCAGCGAGCCCAGUGACCCAGGCAGCCCCAGCCAGGACUAUGCCCGCUGCUCCGAGGCUCUCCAGGGCCUGGUCACAGAGCUCAGGGCGGAGCUGUGCCGGCAGAGGACUGAGUACGAGAUGAGUAUGAAAAGACUCGAAGAAGGUAGUGCCACUCUGAGGAAGCGAAUGUCGCAGCUGGAAGAAGAACUGGACCAGGAAAAGAAAAAGUACACGAUGCUGGAAAUAAAGCUGAGGAACUCGGAGCGGGCCCGGGAAGAUGCGGAGAAGAGGAACCAGCUGCUGCAGAAGGAAAUGGAGGAGUUCUUCUCAACCCUGGGAAGCCUGACCGUUGGGGCAAAAGGGGACAAGGCCCCCAAGUGAGGG